AUUCCAGGUAAGCGGCAUAGCCAAGGGUGCCCAACCGAUACCACCGCUACCAGUUUUUCAGGAACCAGCUCACGUCGCUGCUCUAUAAAAGCACGAGCGAGCUUUUACAUCCGGCAUUCAUACCAUGAGCAUAGAGUCGGUCACGGCGUACUCUGAAAGAAAAUUAGGCUCCUCUUCAAAGUAAAAACCAUAGCGCAUUAUUUCAUAUUCAACAGUGUUCAACGUGACCAGCUUCUUCACAUGGACAAGGACGAACGGGCUCAGAACAGAAGAUAGCUGAAUUGUGUACCUGGCAUUGUGAAGUCUACCACGGGGACGAACAACUAUUAUUUGAUAUCGCUUUCAUCUAUUAUUAAUAUAUAACGUUGGUUGAAUUGUAGGGUUGGAACAUUCGGUGAUCGAGGUCCCCACGUGAAGAGACACGACUGGACUAACACUCUCCAACGGGAACUACUUUAUACAAUAUAUCAUUUUUAUUUAAGAAAUCAGAGUGAUGAGGAAGGAAUGUCAGAUGGCUCUAUAUUUUGAGAACGUGGAACUCUCAUUUUAAAACCAGAUUUCAGGUUCAGUCUGGAAAGUGACCUAAAGAAGUUCUAAAAAACUCAAACGAACGCAAGCUAUCUUCACGAUUGAUGCACACUCAUUAAACAAGAAAACGUGACUUUUCUGUGUAUUUCUACAUUUUAUUUUAACCUCAAAUUGCGUUCCUUUUAUCUAUCUGAUUCAAGUUCAACUUGGAUUAUCUCUGUCUGUUUCGGAAUUCCUGUUCUCGAACAAAGUUCACGUUUUCUUUGUAUCCAGCGAAUCCAGCGAAUUGUCCAUCUGGGGUCGUCAAAGAGGUUUAAAAAUAAAUCUUUAAACUAAGUUCAAGCCAAACUCAGAGGAUUUAAUAAACCCGAACACGAAGGCCACAAUCCUCGUUAGAACGCUACUAGAUCUACAAGUGUGUUGUCCAUCUUGUGUUCUCAAAAGGGAGAAAAUGGCGACAUCGUUGACGUCGGUUUUAAUAACACUUUUGGUGAUCAUCGGCCAACUGAUUACAGUCAAGUCAUCAGGAUCGACGAUCAUCACCACCCUCAAUGGAUGGUCAGCAAUGGAAGGUUCAAAUUUUACGCUCGCUUGUAAGGUUAGCCUCACAAACAACGUCAUCGACGCUGACACCAUAUGCCGAACUAGGAUCCGAUUCACGAGAAACUCUACGGGAAUAGCCGAAGACACGAGGCACAUUCGCUCGGGUGCUACUCGGGAUAGCGUGACCAACCGUAUCAACUGUACCAUGACGAUAUAUCGGUUACGUUCGGAGGACUCCGGAUUGUACGGAUGCUGCUGGCCGGAUGUCGAAGGGAAUUGUUCACGUCAUCCAACCAGAAUGCUUCGCGUAAUACCCGCUACAACUACUUCCGCUCCGACGACCCCUAGCAUUACGAGUACCGAGCCGUCGACUACGCCACCGAACACACAACCGGGUAGUCGGACGCCGAGUGAACACAAUGGAAUAGUCUACCAAUCAGUCUCACCGAAAGAUGGAUCAACAUUACCAGGAGGAGAUAAUGAGGCGUAUAAUCAAAGAUCGAGAUCUUCUUCUGUUCAUAAAGCAAUCUGGCCCAUUCUUUUCGUCAUCGCUGUCAUUGUGAUUAUUGUCCUCUUAUGGAAGCGAUACGUGAAGUCGAGAUCAUCCGACGGACACACCAUCCCUGCUCAAGAGCCCGAGAGCCCGACACAUGUGGCUGUCCUUGACCACACUGUUGCGUACGACAUGGACGGUGUUGUUGCUACCACUACUACCACAACCACUACAACUGUGCUGAACGCGAACCGGACAGUCGACGAAGAGUCGCAAAGAUGAUCUCAGAUGCUUACAUAGUGGGAGUCGGAGUUUAUUGAUGGAUAGUAGACUUUUAUCAAAGCAGAAAAGUGAAAAGGACGCAAAACGCCGCCAGCCUACGAACAGCUUGACGUAAUAUUAUACCACGUCACUAUGAUUGCUGACAUGACGAUCAAUUUGAAUGGCGUCGUUUAAAAGAUUAUUAUUAUUACAAUUAUUUCAAAAUGGCGUUGAAAAUGAACCAGGCCCAUGCUGGUAUCGUGACUUUGAAACUAGACUUUUGAAUUUAAGUGCAAAAGGAUUGUGGGAACGGAGUAAUAUCUCAAGCUCUUCACACGCCGAUGGACAGCAAUCGUCGUUGCCACUAAACGCCGGGAGUACUUUCCACAGCAUCUCGAUUAACAUGUGCAUGUAUCAUGGAAUUAACCCGGAAGUAUUUGUUGAACAGGGGUGUCAUCCAAUGUGAGCGUGAUAAGAACUAGCGAGAGUUUAUUACGUCUGCGAGUUGCAGGAAAACUAGACGAAGCGAAAAAGGAAAAGAAAAUGAAGAGACUUUAUACACAUUGGGAUUUGCUCUUUGAAAUUUCAUGAGAAAAAUAGGCUUUUCGCCCCUAAUUUGUAAUGACGGGGAGGAGUAAGGUUGGUGACCUCACAGAGAAAGAUGAGGAAUAUUUCUAUAAAUUAUUGAUAGUGAUAAUUAUUUUCUUCUUAAUUAUAUCAUUGGAUUUGAGAUGAGUUAUGUUAAAGUACUACAUUACAUUCUUGUAUAUCAUUAAAAUGAAUUGUAGUCACCUAAAAUACUUUUUUUUUCUGUCUUCACACAAACUAACUUGUAUCAAGGGUUGCAAUUUUUAAUUAGUUGAAUGAAUCUUAUUAUUUUGGACAAAGUAAGUCCUACCAGAAUAUGACAGGGGAAAGUUGUAUAUUUCUAACUGUUGGCUUAUAUAUCAUUCCAUUCUAUGAAAUUUAUUUCCAAUAUGGUAUGCGUUAUCUAUAUAUGGUUUCUAUAUAAUAUUAUACUAUUAUAUACAUUGGCUUUUUUUCCAUUUCUUCCAUAAUCCUCUAUGCAAUAAUUACAUGUAGGUGAUCUGUUCUAUAUACAAUUUCACACAAGGCUGCCGAUUGCAAUUGAAGAAGUGAAAAUGACUAGAGUUUAAUUUUAUUUAAAAAAUUGUUGCCUUUGACUUGCAUUUUUUCCUGUCAAAAUGAAUAAAUAUUUGUAAUAAGAAAGCUAUUAUGUGACGUGCCACCCCAAACCAGCGAUAAGUCGUCAGUGAAUAUUUCCUGCCAAUAGCAAAAGUAGUAAUCUGGUCUUCAAAAAUUAAAAAUAAGAAAAUCAGCUUAUCUGAAAGAAUGAUUUUUCCACUUCAUGUUGUCAAAAUUUUAAGUUGUAUAGUCAAAUAUAUGACGAGAUACAAAAAUUAUUUGGCACAAUUUGUAAAGGUCCUCUUAUGGGUCCUGACACAUUUAAGAGACGGCUGUUCUGCGUCAGGGAUAUUUUGGCUGAAAUUGGAUUUCUACAACAUUUUGAUGACCUAGCUUUGAACAGAAAAGUUUACUAUUGAGAGCAUUGUGAAAAUGUUUUUUUUUUUCUGCAUACUAUGUUUAAAAAGGUGAAGUUUAUGCUAUUUGAACACCAACAAAACCCUCUCCCAAACUGAUCGAUGUAUGUCUUUGAAAUUAAUAUACUUUCUUUGAUCGGCCUUGAUAUAGGUGUCGUCCGUGUGUCUGUGAUAAAUACAAGGUUAUCGUGAAUUCAGGCAAGCUUCUGUUCGAGAAACAGCUCGAAAUACUGCCUAUUAAGGUUUAUGUACUGUCUUGUACUGUUUUAUAAGUGCUGAAAUAAAUAUUUUUUUCUACAGUAA
Lytechinus pictus (painted urchin) is the source of this 3690-nucleotide messenger RNA. RefSeq lists its product as uncharacterized. NCBI's taxonomy places the organism in Eukaryota, Metazoa, Echinodermata, Echinoidea, Temnopleuroida, Toxopneustidae. The coding region runs from base 980 to 1846 and encodes 288 amino acids. The transcript has 5 exons. The record is from RefSeq and is a predicted model, not a curated record.